Molecule: messenger RNA, 996 nt
Organism: Iphiclides podalirius (scarce swallowtail)
Lineage: Eukaryota; Metazoa; Arthropoda; Insecta; Lepidoptera; Papilionidae
Source: the annotation of a GenBank genome assembly
AUGGAGGUAGAAGUGGAGAGUGCAUCUUCCGGCCCGCCCGUUGAUGUUCCUAACCCAACAUCGCCAGCACCUCCAACUCCUGGUGCCACCAAAAGUGUAGUCGUGACGACUGCUUCUGCUGGUUCUGUUACAGUUUCCUUGCAUCCGUUAGUAAUCAUGAACGUUUCAGAACAUUGGACUCGUCUUCGUGCACAAGAGGGUUCACCACAGACUGUAAUUGGUGCUUUGAUUGGCAAACAAAAAGGUCGAAAUAUUGAGGUCAUGAAUUCUUUCGAAUUGGUAUUUAGUAUUAUUGAUGGGGAUAUAAUUAUUGAUAGAGAUUAUUACAAUUUAAAAGAAGAACAAUUCAAACAAGUGUUUUCUGAUAUGGACUUCCUCGGAUGGUACACAACAGGUGAUACACCAACAGAGCGUGAUAUUGCAGUCCAUAGACAAAUUUGUGAUAUAAAUGAAUGCCCUGUCAUGUUCAUGUUAAAUCCAGCAGGUAGAAAUGGAGAGCAAUUACCCAUAGUUUUAUAUGAAUCAGUAAUAGAUGUUGUCAAUGGUCGUGCCACAAUGCUUCUCGCUCCACUGACAUAUACACUAGCUGCUGAAGAAGCAGAAAGAAUUGGAGUAGAUCAUGUUGCGCGAGUAUCAUCAGGAGAAGCAGCUCUUAAUAGCUUAGUGGCGGAGCACCUCACGGCGCAGCGGUCCGCCAUAAAGAUGCUAGUGUCGCGCGUGCGCGCUGUGCUGGCGACUGUACGCGCGAUCCGGGACGGCGUGCUGCCGCCGCGGCCGGCCCUCCUGCGCGAGGCCAGGGCCCUCGCGAACCGGCUGCCGCUGCUCACCUCGCAGCAGUUCCGCACGCACUUCUACAACCAAUGCAACGACGUGGCUCUCAUGACUUACUUGGGAACAAUCACCAAAGGCUGUAACGGAAUCAACCAACUAGUUAAUAGGUUCAACGUGCUCUACGACAGGCAAGGAAUGGGCCGCCGCAUGAGGGGACUUUUCUUU